Molecule: messenger RNA, 891 nt
Organism: Penicillium subrubescens
Lineage: Eukaryota; Fungi; Ascomycota; Eurotiomycetes; Eurotiales; Aspergillaceae
Product: sugar phosphate isomerase/epimerase family protein
Exons: 7
Coding region: 1-891 (296 amino acids)
Source: RefSeq, a predicted model, not a curated record
AUGAAAAUCAACCGUCUUCGUUCUGUCUGGGGAGUUGCGCCAGGUCCCAACCUGGACAAUUGGGCGCAAUUGUUCCCAGAUCUGAAGAAGCAAGGCUAUGUCGGCGUCGAGGUGGACAUCCAUGGAAUCGUUCCCGAGGGCGACUUUCCACGAUUGAGGGAAAUUUGUGACGAGACCGGCCUCGAGAUUGGCGCGAUGGUGCACUCGUCGUGGUUUAUGUAUGCUGGGCCUCGACCGGUUGGUCUGAAGGCAGUGGAUCACCUCCGAAAUUAUAGAGAGCUGCUUCAAUUGGUCAAGCAGCUGCGACCGAUAACCAUCAACUUCCAGUCUGGAGAGGAUGCUUGGGAUAUCGAAGAGUCAAUCAAAUUCUAUCAAGGGACUCUCCAGGUCGACGAAGAACUUGGACUUUCCGGCUGUGUCACCCACGAGAGUCACCGCAAUCGCUCACUAUUCACGCCUUAUGUGACACAGCAGAUUCUAGAAGCUGUUCCACAACUCCGAAUUACCGCCGACUUCUCGCACUGGAUGGUUGGGCUAGAGAGACUCUUGGAUAUUGGGGAAGGUGAUCGUGCUAUGAUUGAUGCAAUCAUCCCACAUGUGUAUCACAUUCACGCCCGAAUCGGCACGACACAAGCGUCCCAGUGUCCGGAACCACUCAAUCCUGUUUUCGAACAAGAGAGACUGUGCAUGGAAAGGAUUUGGACGAAGAUUAUUCAAAGUCGGUUUGAGCGAGAUGGUCCCGACAGCAUAAUUACCUUCGUUCCUGAAUAUGGGCCAUUCCCAUAUCACCCCAUCGGAAGCUCUAAAACGCACAGCCAGGUCGCAGAUGAGGAGGGAGCGCGUUUGCAAGCCCUGUUUGAAGAACUUGCAGAAGGUCUAACCAAGGUUUGA